CUGAAGUAAUCAGCUGUGUCUGUGUCUUGACAAGCCAGCCAUAGAGCACGGCACGUUUCUUACCAUCAAGCACCAACGGGCACAACUUCCUUGCUACGUAGGCUACUCUUCCGUUCUCUGCUUUUAGGCCGUAAAUUGUGAGGGAUGAGCGUGUCCGUGUCAACUUGACCCCGUUCUUGUUCACUUUGCCGAUGACGUCAACCCUGCGAUAUUUCCGGGGUCUGUCACCGUCACCGUCACCGUCACCGUCACCGUCACCGUCACCGCCAACGCCAUCCCACGCUUCCAUGAUCCGAACAGCUCGUACGUUUGCCCGUCGCCGUAUGCGUUUCGGUCACAUUCAUCUCUCCUGGUCCGUGUUACUCGUCGCAACCAUAUCCAUCACCUUCUUCUCCUCCACCAUCCCUUCCGCAUCCGGCGUUUCCGUCUCCGCCUCCGAAUCGGAUUCCAGCCUCCCUCGUCUCGGCCGGAAGCCCUUGUACCAGCGCUUUCUGCAUCAGCUUCCCGCCUACACACCGACAAGAGCGUGCUUACACACUGUGGAAGGUCGCACUCUUAUCGCGGAUGACCAGGGUUACCUGUGCGAUUGGACCGACCUAAAUUUCACCACGGGUUGCUGUCCGUCUGCUUGGGAGAGAAUAUCAGCUGCCGGAGGAAGUUCUGAAACUGGAGGCAAACUUUCCACCAAUCCUGACGAGCGUGCCGAAUCAGCUUCGGAAAUGCAGCGGACAUUGAGAUUUUCCUGCCGGUCUUGUAACUUUACUGACCGCUGCUGCGAAGUGUACGAACAGUGUGUAACCUGCUGUCAAGAUCCCGAUCGCACUCCGCCUCGCCUGGCGACAAUCAUUGCGACUGCAGCUCAGCCAUCAGCUGGACGAUUCUCCUCCGUCUUUGACUUCUGCCGCCACCGCUGCAGGCACAACUCUAAGAGCGUGGUUCAUGAAAACGCUUACAUAAGCGACAGGCACCACUGCUACGGCUUGCCGGUGGAAGUGCAGGCAGCGGCUGACGCAGCAGCCUCAGCUGCUGCUGCUGCAGCUGCAGCCAAGAAAUUGUCCAGAAGGGAUGGAGACACUGGUAGUGCCAGUGCUGAUAGUGAAAUGUCUAGCGAGAUAAUUUCUUCUGCAUCGGAUGUAAGCAGUGUAGAAGGUGGUGAAGAGUCAAGGAGCAGAGGUGGCAGUGGUGGUGGUGAUAUUGCCGGUGCUGCUACAGCUGCUGCUACAGCAACUGGUGCUGCUGCUGUUGCGGUUGGUGUGGGGGGAUUCAGUCAGGGACUGGAGGACGUGGAGCUGAAGAUGGAGAUUGGCAAGCCUGGCCAAUCUUGUGAUCACACGUGUGCACAGCAGGGCUUGAAGUGUCGGGCCGAUCUUCUUCCCCGAAUCAACAGCUGUCCUCUGCUCCGCCGCUUCUUCCCCUGUGCACCCGGCUGCUUCGCCUCUCUGGGGCAAGACCAGCCAGCAGAAGUGGUAGGAGCACCAGGCGCUAUAUCUGACGACAUGCCACAGCACACACAACAUAUACGCUCUGGGCAACAAGGUCAAGAUUCACAUCUGCUGAGGCAGAUGCUGCAAGACCUAAGAGGUCAUUCAAAGGUAGGUGGUCACAUGCGUCAGCAUGGACAACACCAACCGCAGCAGCAGCCGCAGCAGAGGUCUCAGGCCCAGUACAUGCCUCUCACAUGCCUUGUGAGCCUGGAUCCGAGCCUGCCCUCCUGUGAAGGGAGGCACCCAGAGAGGCGUAGGUUAUGUCCCUGUAGCGUGGUGCAUUCUUGAUAUUGUGUAUUCGGAAGUGUUUGCCUUGAGGUGCUUUGUAAUGCGAGCAGAAGUUGUAUAGAUAUAUUGUUCU
Molecule: messenger RNA, 1845 nt
Organism: Closterium sp. NIES-67
Lineage: Eukaryota; Viridiplantae; Streptophyta; Zygnematophyceae; Desmidiales; Closteriaceae
Source: the annotation of a GenBank genome assembly